AUGCCUCCGUUCCUAGGCAUGCCCCCGUCUCCAUUGGAGCCUGCGCCCCCGGCGGAGCCUGCGCCCCCGGCGGAGCCUGCGCCCCCGGCGGAGCCUGCGCCCCCGGCCGCAUCCACAGACACAGCUGCGCCCGCGGCUGCACCGUCCGCGCAUGCGCCGGACUCCGCGUCCGCAGCGUCUACGUCUUCUGCCGUCCGCGGCUCCGCCCGCAGCGUGGCCUCCAGCGUCAGCGUCGGCGGCGCCUGUGUCUCCGCCUGCAGCUCAGGCUGCGCCGUCCGUGCCGGUGACGCCGUCCGCCAGUGCGCCCGACGCUGUGUCCGCGACGUCUACGCCAUCUACGUUGUCUACGCCUUCUACGUUAUCUACGUCAUCCACGUCUGCGUCGUCCGCGGCUCCUCUGCGCACGUCCUCGGCCUCGUCUACGCGCACAGCCGGGUCCGGGGCUGCGUCGGCUCCGUCUCGGUUCACACCGUCCGCGGAUGCAGCCGAGUCUACGUCCGUGACGUCUACGCCAUCGACGUCCACCACGUCAUGUGCGAUCAUGUAGGCCACGCGUUCGGAUCCAGGCUGAGCAGGAGGAAGGGACGGGGCUGGAGGGCCCGGGACUCCCCAUCACCUCCACGCAAACCCCGGCUGCUGCCAGGGAUCGAGGCCCGCUCCGGCCUGCUGCUGCCCCUCACGCCACGGGGCCCUGUGGGGCAGGGUGGAGCUCCCCGAGAUUGGGCCUGGGGGGGCUCCCCGCUCCUCCCUGUCCCUCGGCCUGUCCCGACGGCGGCCUGCGAGCUCCCAGCCGGACUCCGCUCCUGGAGCCGCCUGACUCCUGUCUCGGGGCCUGCGCGCACGCCCGCGUCCACGCCGCGGCUCUGGGGGCCAAUCCGCCCUUGGGCCUGCGGUGCGGUGCUGUGCGCUAGGUCUGUGCGGAUCGCCAGAGCUGCAGCCGAGCCCCGCCCCGCCACAGCUCCGCCCACCGCCGCCGCCGCGCGCGUCUGCGCCUGCGCCGCGCCGGCCACCUCGACGGCCGCGUCGAGUCCACCGUGCGCGCACACGCCCGACGCUGCGCCCGAGUCUCCGCCAGCGACGUCUCCGCCGUCUGCGUCCGCCUACGCCGCCGGCGCGCACCCUGCCUACGCCAUCUGCGUCUGUGCGGAAGGCUGCGCGGCCCCGGGACGUGCAUGGUGGACGCGGGAACGGCCGCAGGAUGCCUCGGAGAAGAGGCCCCGUCAUCCCCGGCUCUGA
Molecule: messenger RNA, 1236 nt
Organism: Dipodomys spectabilis (banner-tailed kangaroo rat)
Lineage: Eukaryota; Metazoa; Chordata; Mammalia; Rodentia; Heteromyidae
Product: forkhead box protein F2-like
Exons: 3
Coding region: 1-1236 (411 amino acids)
Source: RefSeq, a predicted model, not a curated record